Messenger RNA from Paraglomus occultum, 363 nucleotides. The record is from the annotation of a GenBank genome assembly. Lineage: Eukaryota; Fungi; Glomeromycota; Glomeromycetes; Paraglomerales; Paraglomeraceae.
GUUGGCUAUGCGACAGAUGAGACGGGGAUCCCCGAUGGUUGGUUAGGACUUGACUGUGGUGAGAAAUCUGAUGCUCUUUUCAGAGAAACUAUCCUUGAAUCAAAGACUAUUCUAUGGAAUGGUCCGACCGGUGUCUUCGAAUUUGAUAAAUUCGCAAAAGGAACCAAAUCAGCCCUUGAUGCAGUAAUCGAGGCUACAGAGAAAGGUGCUACUACAAUAGUUGGCGGAGGUGAUACGGCUACUGCUGUCGCCAUGUGGCAUGCAGAAGACAAGAUUUCCCAUGUCUCUACUGGCGGCGGUGCUAGUCUAGAACUAUUAGAAGGCAAGGAACUUCCUGGUGUCGCCGCACUAUCCUCAAAAUAA